UAAAGUUACAAGGAAAAUGUUUCGUGGUAAUUUACAUGUAAAUUUACGUCGAUUUUACGAGGAAAGAAAAAAUUCGUUGUAAAGUUCUUGUAACUUUACAAGGCUUUUACGACGAAACAUGUUACCAUUAAUUUUUGUGAAAACGUGUUUUAAGCAUGCUUGACCAAACUGAUACCCUCGGUUUAGAGAUUUUGGAAUAACUUGAUUAGCUGCUAUCAAAGUUACACCUCGUGAACGAAUAGUUGCUAGAGAAGAAUCACUUUUGCAAGAAGAAGUGUGUAUCACUGAAGUGGAAGUAUCUGAACAACAAACUGAUGACAUCCUUCUAAUUGAUGUGGAUAACCGUCAAUAUGAAGAUCUUUUCGACGAUAUGACGGAUGAAGAAAGUGAAGAAGAGUUCGAUGCAAGCGAUUGUAAUCAUUGUACUGAUAUUGUUGAAAACUCGAAUGAUUCAGAAUGAUGUAAUAUAUGUUUUAAAUAUUUUUAAAAAAUAUAUAAAUCAGUUUAAGACUUAAUGCAAGUGUAUAUUGUUUGGUUAUAAUAAUUAUUUGUUGGCUUUUAAGGAUUUAAUUGGAGUUUAGAGUUUAAGAGAAAAUAGGAUAAAUGGGAGAAUGGGGGAAUGGGGUAAAAGGGAUAUGAGGUUAUAGGUAAGAGAAUUUGGGGGUUAGGGAUUUGAUUUUCAGGGAUUCAGAUAUAGUCGUAGUAAAUUCGUCGUAAUGGAAAACACGGGCCUGGUAUAUUCCUUGUAAUACACGUGUCCUUGUAAAUUCGUUGUAAUCAUUUCCUUGUAAAUUCGUUGUAAAGAUUUCCUUGUAAAUUCGUUGUAAUGCUCCCUUGCAAAUUCGUUGUAACUCUAAAAACGCGGGCCUGGUAGAUUUGUCGUAAACAUGUGUCCUUGUAAAUUCGUUGUUAUUCUUUCUUUGUAAAUUCGUUGUAAUGCUUUCCUUGUGAAUUCGUUGUAACUUUACAAGGAUUUUUUUCACGAAACAUGUUACCAUUAUUUUUGGUGAAAACGUGUUUAAGUUGUUUUACCAAACUGAUUUUGUUGUAAGCAUUCUCAAGCCAAGCAAGUUAAUUUCAUUUCAUACCCUCGGUUUAUAGAUUACAGAAUAAUUUGAUUAUUUGCUAUGAAGUGGUUGUUUGAUUAUAGUACUUAUAACUUGCGUUUUAAGGAUUCAAUUGGAGUUUAGGGUUUAAGAAAAAAUAUGAUAAAGGGGAUGAUGUGGUAAAAGGGUAUGGUGUAAAUAGAUAAGUGAUUUUGGGGUUUAGGGAUUUAAUUUUCGGGGUUUCAGAUAUAGUCCUAGUAAAUUCGUCGUAAUAGAAAACACACGGGCCUGGUAGAUUCCUCGUAAUACAUGUGUCCUUGUAAAUUCGUUGUAAUGCUUUCCUUGUAAUUUCAUUGUAAAGCUUUCCUUGUAAAGUCGUCGUAAAUUUUUCCUUGUAAAUUCGUCGUAAAUAUUCCUUGUAAAUUCGUUGUAAUUCUAAAAACGCGGACCUGGUAGAUUCCUCGUAACACUAAAAACGCGGGCCUGGUAGAUUCCUCGUAAAAUUACGACGACUUUACGAGGAAUGUUGUUUUCUUAUAUAAACUCGAAACAUGAAUGAGGAAUGCCUCCUUCAUUCAUCUCAAACCACUCCUCUCCUUCUCUCAAAGGUAUGUUGUUUUUAAUAUUAAUUUAGGUUUAGGUGGUUAGUUUAGGUAAUUAGUUUAGGUGAUUAGUUUAGUUAAUUAGAUUAGGUGGUUAGUUUAGGUGGUAAUUUUAGGUAACAAAACUAUAUUCAAAUAUUAGGUUGAGGCAUUUAAACGACUGAUUAGAUAUUUUUUUAAAAAAAUUAAAUAUAUUUUAUUUUCUUAUAAUUUUAUGUAAUUAAUUAUAUUAAUAUGUUUCUUUUUUCAAGGUGGCUCCUAAAAAGAUGGAACUGACGGUAUGAAUAAGCUUCAUCAAUGAAGCCACAAGGACGACUUCAUCCUACUCUUCGAGACGAAACUCAUAGAUAAAGUACGAGACUCUCCAGGAAGAAACACCUCCAACAACUACUUCGACGGCGUUCUCCCUUAGCUUUUUAUUUUUCGAUUUUUUUGUUUUCUAUUAUUAAUUUGAAUAUUAUUUUAUGACAUUUAUAUAUUUUUUUAAAAAAAUAUUUUAAUUUUCAAUAUUUUAUUUUAUAAAUUAUAUAUUUUGAUUUUGAGUAUUUGAUAAUAAUAUAAUAAUAUGACAAUGAGAUGUAAAUUUCUCGUAAAGAUUACGAGGAUUUUACAAGUACUUCCUUGUAAAAUCCUCGUAAUCUUUACAGGAAAUUUACUAGGAAAUACUUGUAAAUUCCUCGUAAAUAUUACAAGGACUUUACAUUAAAAGACUUGUAAAUUCGUCGUAAAUUGUACAAGUACUUAAAGACGACUUUACAAGGAAACUAUACGAGUCUUUUACGAUGAAGCGUAACUACGAAACUACGACGAAAUACUCUCUUUCGCUUUUACAACGAAUUUAUUUCGUCGUAAAUGUUACAUGGAAGUUACGACGAAUCUUGCAUUACGACGGGCGUUUUACAACGAAACACUAUUCCUUGUUAAUUCGUUGUAACCCUUCUAUUACAACGAAUUAACAAGGAAUAUGACCCUUGUAAUAAAUAUGUUUUCUUGUAGUGUAACAAUAAUCUGGAUAAAUCGAUGCUGCCCUCAGCACGCCAUAUAAACCAUCCAUUUGUAGAACCUAAAGACACCGUAGCGCCUUCUCAACGCGGAUCUAUCGCUACCGCUUAUGGCCUGCCGUUUAUUUUAUCAAACUCUAAUUAAUAGUUUUACUUUCCUAUUUUUAUUAGAAACAAUCCAAAUGGUUUUUUUUGGGUAAAAUAUUCCAAAAUGGUUGAUAUUUCCCGGCAAAAGGGUUAACGACCAUAAAAGCUAAUGCAAGCAUUUCUAUAGAUAGAGAACGAUCGUCCUACACACAUCACACCUAUUUGUAUUCUCCUUCGUCCACCAUAUUCUUAUUUACCCAAUAAAACUGAGUUAUUUGAGAAUAAAAAAAAAAAACCAAAAAGACAACAUUUUAAUCAGGGAAUGCUUUUGCGUUUGGUUCAAGGAUUUGUUUGGCAGAAAUGGAGCAGAAGAGCGUGUUGUUCUCAGCGUUAGGGGUCGGUGUUGGUUUAGGACUCGGGCUAGCUUCAGGUCAAGGUUUAGGUAAAUGGGCAAACGGCUCGGUUUCUGCAGAGGAUGGUCUUACAGGAGAAAAGAUUGAGCAAGAGUUGGUGAGGCAGAUUGUUGAUGGAAGAGAGAGUGGUGUCACUUUCGACGAGUUUCCUUAUUUUCUAAGCGAGAAAACUAGGCUUUUAUUGACAAAUGCAGCUUAUGUUCACCUAAAGCAGUUUGAUAUCUCUAAGCACACGCGUAAUCUUGCACCUGCGAGUAAGGCUAUUCUACUGUCUGGACCUGCAGAGUUUUAUCAGCAAAUGCUAGCAAAAGCAUUGGCUCAUUACUUUGAAUCGAAACUAUUACUACUAGAUGUGACAGACUUCUCUAUUAAGAUACAAAGCAAGUACGGAUGCGUCAAGAAGGAACCUUCUCACAAGAGGUCUAUUUCUGAGCUGACGUUGGACAAAAUGUCGAAUCUAGUGGGAUCUUUAUCUAUGCUCACCCAAAGGGAACAACCAAGAGGGACCUUGCGUAGGCUCACUAGUGGCAACGAUCUUACCUCAAGGGGCUUUGAAGGUUCAAGUCAUCCUCCACAACUCAAGCGAAAUGCUUCUGCUGCUUCUGAUAUCAGUAGCAUAUCAUCCCGUUCUGGAACUUCUGUUUCAGCUUCAAGCAAACGCAGUACAAACUUGUGUUUUGAUGAGAGACUAUUCCUUCAGUCACUUUACAAGGUCUUGGUUUCAGUUUCGGAAGCCAGUCCUAUUAUAAUAUACCUAAGGGACGUUGAGAAGCUUCUUCAGUCAGAAAGGUUCUACAAACUGUUCCAGAAGCUCUUGUCUAAGCUCUCUGGACCUGUUUUACUUCUAGGCUCAAGACUAUUAGAGCCUGAAGAUGACUGCCAACAAGUAGGAGAAGGCAUUUCCGCUUUGUUUCCUUACAACAUCGAGAUCAGACCACCAGAGGAUGAGUCUCAACUCAUGAGCUGGAAAACUCGAUUUGAAGACGAUAUGAAGCUGAUACAGUUUCAGGACAACAAGAACCACAUAGCUGAGGUUCUUGCGGCUAAUGAUUUAGAAUGUGAUGACUUAGGUUCGGUAUGCCAUGCAGAUACCAUGUUCCUGAGUAGUCACAUUGAGGAGAUUGUGGUUACUGCAAUCUCUUACCAUCUGAUGAACAACAAAGAACCUGAGUACAAAAACGGAAGGCUUGUAAUAUCUUCCAACAGCUUGUCCCAUGGACUAAGUAUAUUCCAGGAAGGUCAUAGAUGUCAUGAGAACUCCUUGAAGAUGGACAGAAACACUGACUCCAAGGGAGAAGAAAGUGAAGGGAUAAUAAACAGUGAGCUCAAAUCUGAGUCUACUCCUUCAGCACAGAAUGAAUGUCCUCUGCCUCCAAAAGCACCUGUUAAUGAGGUGCCACCUGACAAUGAAUUCGAGAAGCGCAUAAGACCAGAGGUUAUCCCAGCAGAUGAGAUUGGUGUGACGUUUGCUGACAUAGGUUCAUUGGAUGAAACCAAAGAAUCACUUCAAGAACUUGUCAUGCUUCCUCUUCGUAGGCCUGACCUGUUCAAAGGUGGUCUUCUCAAGCCCUGCAGAGGAAUCCUUCUCUUUGGACCACCUGGUACUGGCAAAACCAUGAUGGCGAAAGCCAUAGCAAACGAAGCUGGAGCUAGUUUCAUAAACGUGUCAAUGUCCACAAUCACUUCAAAAUGGUUUGGAGAAGAUGAGAAGAAUGUGAGAGCUUUGUUCACACUUGCAGCUAAAGUGUCUCCGACUAUUAUCUUUGUGGAUGAAGUGGAUAGCAUGCUGGGGCAGAGGACUAGAGCUGGAGAGCAUGAAGCUAUGAGGAAGAUUAAAAACGAGUUCAUGACGCAUUGGGAUGGGCUUAUGUCGAGUUCAGGUGAUAGGAUUCUUGUUCUUGCAGCAACAAACAGGCCGUUUGAUCUAGAUGAAGCCAUCAUUAGGAGGUUUGAAAGAAGAAUCAUGGUUGGUCUUCCAUCGGUGGAGAGCAGGGAGAAGAUCUUGAGAACUUUACUGUCAAAAGAGAAGACAGAGAAUCUUGAUUUCCAUGAGCUUGCGCAGAUGACAGAUGGCUACAGUGGAAGUGAUCUCAAGAACUUUUGCACAACAGCUGCAUAUAGACCAGUGAGGGAGCUGAUAAAGCAUGAGUGCUUGAAAGACCAGGAGAGGAAGAAGAGAGAGGAAGCAGAGAAGAGUAGUAGUGAAGAGGGAACAGAAGCAAAAGAAGAAGAAGUAUCUGAGGAGAGAGUCAUAACGCUGAGAGCUUUGAGCAUGGAAGACAUGAGAGUAGCUAAAAGCCAGGUAGCAGCUAGUUUUGCAGCAGAAGGAGCAGGAAUGAAUGAACUGAAGCAGUGGAAUGAAUUGUAUGGAGAAGGAGGCUCCAGGAAGAAGGAACAGCUCUCUUACUUCCUUUAGUAACAUCUUUAUGAGUCUAAUACUUCAUUAGUAUUACUAUUAUCAUACUAUUAAACAUUAAAAUCCGGAGAUUUUGUAAAUAAAACAUGUACAGUUAAUUAUCUUUUGUAUAUUAUUAAUUUAUAAA
Molecule: messenger RNA, 5692 nt
Organism: Brassica napus (rape)
Lineage: Eukaryota; Viridiplantae; Streptophyta; Magnoliopsida; Brassicales; Brassicaceae
Exons: 15
Coding region: 3097-5565 (822 amino acids)
Cellular component (GO): mitochondrial outer membrane
Molecular function (GO): ATP binding; ATP hydrolysis activity
Source: RefSeq, a predicted model, not a curated record